AUGGUCAAACCUACGGUCAAGACAAUGGUCAACCCAACGGUCAAAACAUCGGUCAAGAGAAUGGUCAAACCAACGGUCAAGACAAUGGUCAACCCAACUGUCAAGACAAUGGUCAAACCAACCAUUAAGACAACGGUCAAGACAACGGUCAAGACAACAGUCAAGACAAUGGUCAAGACAAUGGUCAAGCCAAUGGUAAAACCAACGGUCAAGCCAACGGUCAAGACAAUGGUCAAGAUAAUGGUCAAACCAAUGGUCAAAACACGGGUCAAGACAAUGAUCAAGACAAUUGUCAAACCAACGGUCAAGACAACGGUCAAACCAACGGUCAAAACAUCGGUCAAGACAAUGGUCAAGCCAACGGUCAAGACAAUGGUCAAGACAACGGUCAAGACAACGGUCAAGACAACGGUCAAACCAAUGGUCAAAACAUCGGUCAAGACAAUGGUCAAGACAAUGGUCAAGCCAACGGUAAAACCAACGGUCAAGACAAAAACGAAUUUAAUUCAAUGUGCAGUAUCCUUCCGGACAUGA
Molecule: messenger RNA, 534 nt
Organism: Haliotis rubra (blacklip abalone)
Lineage: Eukaryota; Metazoa; Mollusca; Gastropoda; Lepetellida; Haliotidae
Product: non-classical arabinogalactan protein 31-like
Exons: 1
Coding region: 1-534 (177 amino acids)
Source: RefSeq, a predicted model, not a curated record